Messenger RNA from Poecilia reticulata (guppy), 5931 nucleotides. The record is from RefSeq and is a predicted model, not a curated record. Lineage: Eukaryota; Metazoa; Chordata; Actinopteri; Cyprinodontiformes; Poeciliidae.
UAUAUAACGCAUCCACACCUUAGGUCAACCAAAUGCUUCCCCACCCUUUGAAUUACCCAAGAGGUCUCCUUGGUUUUAAGAUUUCCUGAGAGCUUGCUCCCCGGUUUCCUUCUCCCAGUCCCAUAAAAGCAACGCAAAUUAACGUUGGGCUCAGGUUUCAUGCAAAUUCGUGUUUACUGUGCGUGAGGCCUGACGGGCAGUUCCUGUUCCGACGCCCCAGGUAGCCUCAGCAGCAUCCACAAAAGUGCAACACAGAUCCGAUUCCUUUUCACUGGUGAGUAAAGUGGCUUUUCUCUUCAAUCAGAACCCGUUCAUCCAGUCCAUUGAAAAUCAAACUACAGGGACGCUGAAUAUUCAUAGACACAACUUAUGUUUAAACUUUUCAAAAUAAGGGCUACGGUUCUUCUUUUCAUUCAGACUUAACAAGAGCAGAAAUGUUAAGAAAGACUGACCGUUCAUUGUAUUCUGUGUGUUAUGGCAGGAGUUGCGUAUAUCACCGUUAUAACGCCACUGGAAAGGCUGUCAACAAGUUUUAUAAAUUUGUUUAUAGAAAUAUGUGACUAUUCAUUUUACUUUGUGAGGUCAGACACUCUGGGGCAAGAUGUAUGUAUGCACGCUGGAGCAAAAGUUUACUUCUCUGAAUUCAGCUAAGGCCCCGCCCCUGAAAAGCAACACGGAACAACAAUCCUUUUCCACCAAAACUUUAACAAGUACUCAUCGCAGGAGGCAAGCACCAAACUUUAAAAACCACACUUUUAUUUUGAAGAUAGAACACCCCACUUCCGGAUUCGCAUCGGUUUCCCUGCGGAACUUGACUUCAGAGACGGUCGAGCUGAGACUGGCGGCGGAGCGGAGGGAGUGUCCGCUGCUGGGUGGAGGUGUAGCUGUAGGCUGACGUCUUCAUACUGGGAAUGACUUGAAAGAAGACAAACAACAACAAAAAAAACACAGUCAGACAACAACGCUUACGGAAAACAGAGGAACAAUUUCGUCCCUUAACUUCAUCCUGCGUUGAGUUGUAUGACCGUGUGAAGACACGAGAUGUAACAAAGUGGCAACGUGAGGCUAACGUGGAUUUACCGGUUUGUGUGAAAAGUCCUACAGGCCCGACCAGAUGCCAGGUACGUCAAUUAUGGAUACCAGUAUUGAGGCCUCCCAGAGCGGAGGCCUGCCUACAAAGCCAUCUGUUCCUCCCAAACCCAGUCUCGCUCCCAAGCCGUUCUCUCUGCAAAAGAACAGCACAAUUCGCUCCUUCAAAGCUCCAAAGACUGUUUCCAAAACUGCUCCUACAGCUGAGCCAGAAGCAAGUCAGACUGAGAAAUCAGAGGCAAAAAGUUCCCCGACCACCACUGUAACUACCCCUGCUAAAAAACUGCCUCAGCCCAUCAGUUCUGCAGAGACUGCUCUCAAAACUGAUCCUACACCUAAGCCAGAAGCAAGUCAGACUGAGAAAUCGGAGACAAAAAGUCCCACGAACACUGCCUUGACCAUCCCUACUGAGGAACUGUCUCAGUCUAUCAGUUCUCCAGAGACUGCUCCGAAAACAGCUCCUACAUCUACGUCUGAAACAAAUAAGAUUGAAAAAUCUGAGAAAAUUACUCCAGCAAAAACCAAAGUGACAAUCCAUACUGAGGAACUGUCUCAACCCAUCAGUUCUUCUGAGACUCCCCCCAAAACACCCCCUCCACUUAAGUCUGAAACCAAUCAGAUUGAACAAUCAGAGACAGAAAAUCCUACUGCUGUCACCAUCCCUGCUAAAAAACUGCCUCAACCCACCUCAGCCUCAGCUCCCAAACCACAGCCUACAAGUACGCUGCCUACAUCUCAACCAGAAGCAUCGAAAAUAAGUGACGCACUUCCACAGGUUGAGAACAGUCUUGGUUCUGAGACAGCUGCUCUGGAUCCAGCUACCGAAACAACUCCAACUAAAGAGGAGCCCAAGUCAGAACCGGCGCAGAAAGACAUCAUCCAAACAAGCCACACACCACCCACCACUGCUGUUGCUAGCUCAGAGCAGAAAGAUGGAGAGGAGAAGCAAAGUGACACUCCAGUUUCUGUCAGCCAAAAUACAGAAGAGUCAAGCAGCAACAGUCCAUCCACAAACGAUUCAUUUUACCAGCGGGGAAGCGUAAGGAAGCGUCUGUCUAAGGCGCUCACCUCAAAGUUUGAGUCAGGCGGUGUUCCUUUGCCCCGUCAGUCUUACAUUCCCAUUCCCAAACCCAUCACCAAAGACGAAUCUAAUAAACCAGAGUCUUCUGACUCGCAGCAUGUUCACACAAUACCAGAACCUCCAAUCAAAGGGAGUGAUACUGAGGCAGAGGAUUUUACCGGCGGGAACAGCAUUAAGAAGAGAAUCAGUCAACUGUUGGACUAUGUGCCAAAGCCAGAGGUUACGACCAAGAGAAUGGAGCCAGAAAUAGCGAAUGGGAUCGGAGGCGUGAAGGAGAAGAUCAAAAGCUGGGCGUCAGAAACAGGUCCAGAGGAUCAGAAGGUCGAGAAGAGUCCUCAGGCUGCAGACAGAGUUUGCUCCAAGGAGUUAAAGCCGGAAACACUAAGAGUGGAAGUUCCUGCGACGGAAGAGACACCCACCCAGCCAGUGGACUCAUGUUCAACAGCAUCCUCAUCCACAGGGAGUCAAAUUGAACCACCAGAGGAGGCACCAUUCAAAGAUAUACCCUUAGAAAAUGCAACAGAGACUCCAGCAGAGACUGACAAGCCAAAGGAAGAUGAUGUCCAGGUGCAGAGCAACCACUUGGCUGCUGCUGAUGAGAAAAACUUGGCCGAGCUGAAGAAGAAGAAGAUGAAGAACCGUCGCUCUGUUCGCUUUGGAACCGUGGUGGCAGAUGACGGUACACCUCCAGUGGUGCUGGGCCCGGAGCCUGAAUCCAGUGAAGAUGAAAAUCAAGAAGAGAAUGCUGAGGUUGAAAGCAAGGAAAAAGGGGAGGACGCCGUUUCGAUGCCCGUCUACAAAAGAGUCGGCAUAUUCCAGAGGAAGGAUGACGAGACAAAAAGUCAAGAAACUCUGAAGCACCAGGAGCAGGAGGAGGAGAGAAAAAGAAGAGAACUUGAGGAGCAAAGACAGAAAGAGCUGAAAGAUGAGGAAGAAAAACUAAAAUUAGAAGAAGAUCAAAGACAAAAGGAAGAGGAGACAAGAAAAUAUCAGCAAGAAUUAAUGGAGCUGACGAGGAUGAGAGAGGAGCAAGAGUUGGAAAAGGAAAAGUUAAGACAGGAGCUGGAGAGGGAGCAAGUCAAAAAGCAGGAAGAGGAGGAGAGGAAGAGACAGGAGGAUGAGGAGAGGGAAAGGAUGGAGCUGGAGAGGAAGAUGCAGCAAGUCAAAGAGGAAGAGGAAGAGAGAAAAAGAAGAGAACUUGAGGAGCAAAGACAGAAAGAGCUGAAAGAUGAGGAGGAAAGACUAAAAUUGGAAGAAGAUCAAAGACAGAAGGAAGAGGAGGAGUCAAGAAAAUAUCAGCAAAGAUUAAUGGAGUUGAUGAGGAUGAGAGAGGAAGAACAAGAGCUGGAAAAAGAAAAGCUAAGACAGGAGCUGGAGAGGGAGCAAAUCAGAAGGCAGGAAGAGGAGGAGAGGAAGAGAAAAGAGGAAAUAAAGUUACAGAUGGAGAAGGAAAGGGCAGAAGAGCUGAAGAAAAAGAUGGAAGAGAGUCAGCCAAGAACAGAGGAGGAGAAUGACAAAAGAGAGAAAAAGCUUGUCAAUCUUGAUGCAGACGAGCCUCCACCAUCCCCCUCAUCUCACGUCUCAAAGAACACAGAGAGCCUCAUCGAUGCCGUUUAUGAUGACUUCUCGAUCCAGAACCCUGUGUUCGACGUAGACUUUGAUGACUUUUCUGUCAAACCCAGGAGACGGACUUUCCAGCCUAGGCGGGAAACUGCUCCCAUCAGCAGCGGCUGGAGAGUCGAACCUCCGAGGAAAGACGACCUGCUGGUGUCCUUUGACAGCGAACCUCAGGAAACUCAGCAAGAAAACGAACCAAAGCCACCAGCCACGCAGUUGGUUCCCACCCCAGCCCCAGAGACCCCAGAGGAAGAGAAGGUUAAGAGGUUGUUGGUAGAGUUUGGUGUGAAGGAGGAGGGAGAUGAAGAGGCAGAGAGGCCGGUGGCGGACCAGCCUGUAGAGAUGAAGGAGGAGGAGAUGGAGAAUGGGGCACAAAUGGAAGACGAGGGUGAAGAAGACGACAACAAAGAGCGACAGGUUAACAGCUACAUCACAAAUGAUGAGGACAAACUCAUCCAGACUUUGUUGCACAGUGAGCAGGAUGGGAUUUCUGAACAAACUUCCGGACCUGACAGUCCAACUGCCGGCCCUGAUGCUUCCUCUGAAGAUCUGGAUUAUAAUGAUUCUCAAAGAGAGAUGGAUUUAGAUGCAGUCUGUGAGAACUCUGCCCCUCUGCUUGACAACAGCUCACAAAAAUCUAAAGCAGUUUUGGGCAGGAGGCUAACACGAACGCGUCCAUCUCGCUCUCUCAGAUUAGGGUCGGCUGAAGCUGCCAAAGUACAAUUGAGUGUCUUUAAGGAUGAAAAAGACAACCAGUCAGACUCAGAGGAGGAGCCACCUGAAUCAAAGCCAGUUUAUUCUUCUACUCAGAGGGUUCCCAUGUUUCCAGGGCUGAACCCUAAAGAUCUACUUAUUGGAAUAAAAAAGAAAACCGGUGGCGUGGCAGCUGAAGCAGAAGAGAGAUCGGCAGAAGACAGAGGAGAACAAGAGACCGAAAGUCAAAAUAAUAAAGCCGCUCCAUCUCCGUCGCAGGCCUCAGGAACUCCUCGCGUGGUGCCUCGUCUCGCAGGAGCUAAACUAGUGCUGCCCCCUGCAGUCAUUAAGGACGGAGGGCAUCUCAGGCCAGCGCCUAGGAAGCGGACGACUCAGCAGAAUGGUGAAACUUAGCCAGACAUAAGAGAGACACGGCUUUCACACUCUUCAGCGGGAAUUGGAUCGUUUCAGCUCCUUGCUGAUGGCAGAUGUAAUGAUGAUUGCUCCGUUCUGCACUUUGAGUGCCUUACUUUGGAUCUUUUCUGAGAGAGAAGAAAUUGCGGGGGGUUUUUCUGGACACAGAGGCAACAAUGCCCUUUUGUGUGUUAAAAAUGAAAUAUGGUGCCAUGGCUGUGUGCAGAGGCCGUUGGAUGUUGCUGCCACGUAAAUAUUUCUCCAAGCACUGUCUGAGAGCUCUGUGGAUGUUUGAGUGUACCUUAGAGCAAAGCCAUUCUGUGUCUUAAUCUGUGAAUGUGAAAUCCAUCAUAGAGGAAAUGAUGGCAUUACAUCUCAUCAGAAUACUGAUUAUGCUUAUUAAAAUAAGGGACUUUUCAGUCUUUUUACCUAAUCUGACAUGCACCACUAACUGGAUUUACACAAAAUCUACCACUAAAUCCAAUGCUUUAACUUUUGUAGAUCCCUUAGAAGAUGUGCAGGUCCAGACAUAAAUCCUUAAACUUACUGGAAACAUCUUCACACAGCAUAGACAACUAAAAGACACAAAUGGAAAAAGCAUAGAAAUGUACAGAAUCACUAAGUGGAUGUGUGUUUUUAGUUUUAAGUUGCGCAGAUUAUUUUUUUAUAUCCUAUCACAAUUCUUCUCAAGGAAAGUUUGAAGCACUUUAAGAAAACAUUACUAUAUUUCCACCCAUGCAAUAAAAUUUGAGCAAUAGGAAAAUCAUGUUUGAAGUUACUUUUACAGAGGAUUGAGUUUUUUCCUGUGUUUUGUUACAACACUGUCAGUUUCACAUUCUGAAGUUCUAUUUCUUUCUCUGGGGACAAUAACAGAUUCAGGAAGUGUGUGUGUUUAUAUGUGUGUGUGUUCAAGAUUGUAAAACUUAGAAAACCAUGUGCCUUUUUAUUACUAGAAAAUUGUGACCACUUUGGUCAUAAUAGUGUAUGCUUAACGGAAAUUGAGGGACCUUUAAUAAAAGUUUUUAUUUUCUAUGAAA